This is a messenger RNA of Ipomoea triloba (trilobed morning glory), 418 nucleotides long. Its product is annotated as heavy metal-associated isoprenylated plant protein 39-like. Gene Ontology annotation, molecular function: metal ion binding. The record is from RefSeq and is a predicted model, not a curated record. The coding region runs from base 23 to 382 and encodes 119 amino acids. Lineage: Eukaryota; Viridiplantae; Streptophyta; Magnoliopsida; Solanales; Convolvulaceae. The transcript has 3 exons.
AUCUCUCUACCCUGCAAAAAGAAUGGGGAAGCAAAAGGUAGUGAUUGGCAUCUCUAUGAAGGACCAGAAAGCUCGUAGCAAGGCCUUCAAGAUCGCUGUCAGCCUCUCAGGAGUUGAUUCCACAUCUAUUCAGGCAGAGAAGGGGCAGUUAGAGGUGGUGGGCGACGUGGACGUGGUGGCACUGGUCAGCCAGCUCAGGAAGAGCUUGGGGCAGGCGGAGAAAAAGGAGGAGACACCAAAACCACAAACCAUGACAAUCACUUUCUUUCUUUAUAUUUUUUUCUUUUUUUUUUUGUUAUUUAUUUUUUUGAAACAUUCCGGGCCAGUCUUAUUAGUUUAUAGGCUCUGGCCAACCAGCUCAGGAAGAGCUAGCUUAGAGUAGACGGAGAUAGUCAGCGUGAGUUACGCUAAGAAAAAG